This is a messenger RNA of Nymphalis io (European peacock), 3363 nucleotides long. RefSeq names its product cytoplasmic dynein 1 intermediate chain (gene sw). Lineage: Eukaryota; Metazoa; Arthropoda; Insecta; Lepidoptera; Nymphalidae. Gene Ontology annotation, biological process: transport along microtubule. Bases 303 to 2399 code for a protein of 698 amino acids. The transcript has 15 exons. The record is from RefSeq and is a predicted model, not a curated record. Gene Ontology annotation, molecular function: dynein heavy chain binding; dynein light chain binding. Gene Ontology annotation, cellular component: cytoplasmic dynein complex.
UCUGUACUUCAUUCAGAUUUCAGACUUGUUAAAGUAAAUUUGUUUAAACUAUUUUAAAAUUUACUCCAUAGUUUAAAUAAAGUGAUAAACUGCUUGUGACAAAUAAUUUACUAUCCAAAAGUGUAAAGUCACAUAAGGUUACACCUAUUUCCAUAUAUGUCUCGCUGCAGUUCACAACUUUCCCGUUACCUGCAUUAAAUCAAUAUUUUCUUUUGCCACGUUUGUGCGGCAUUUAUUUUAUCGUGUUUACGUUUAAACAUGAAUUAAAGUUUCAGUUUCACUUACAACUAUAAGAAUCAACAAUGUCCAGUAUGUCAGACCGCAAAGCGGAGCUGGAGCGUAAAAAGGCUAAGCUUCAAGCUUUACGUGAAGAGAAAGACCGUAGACGCAGAGAAAAAGAACAAAAAGAUGCUGAAGAAGCUUUGCAACGUGCAUCUACGGCUUCAAGCCUGGACAGUCGCCGAGACUUGGAUGAGAUGUUAUCAUCACUGGGAGUAGCACCAGUCAAAGAUGUUCUUUCAUCGCUAUCCUCAAUGACGUCACUCACUCCACCUCAGACAGCAUCGCCAGAUGCCAGCCUCCCACACACGGACAAAUCUAGCCUGCCUCCACAUGGAGGGUUAAAGAAGCCACCACAGUUGCAAGUUGUCUCGGUACAAUCAACAGACAUUCCACCGAAAGAAAACGUCACAUAUGCGAAGCAAACUCAAACAACUGCUUCAGGCGUUACAGAGUUGCGUGAUGGCUGCUCUUCCAAUGCAUCACCGCUUGCAGGAUACAUGGAGGACUGGUGGCGGCCACGGAAAGCGCACGCAACUGACUACUACGACGAGUACAAUCUAAACCCGGGUUUAGAGUGGGAGGACGAGUUCACAGUGCUUACAUUCGACGGGGACGGCGCUCGACAAGGUGACGACGAGGAAGCUGCCUUCCAUGGAAAACUCCCGCCGGGCAUCCUGCCCCACGGACUGCCCACGGUAAAGGAGGUGCAGCCCGCCGUCACCGCUGCGCCGCAGGAGAAGAAGGAGGAGGAAAAGGAGAAGAAGGUCCGCGAGCUGAGCAACGACGAGAAGCAGACGAUAAUGCUGUCGGCGGAGUUCCAGAAGUUCAUCAGCCGCGCGGGGCGCGUGAUCGAGCGCGCGCUGGCCGAGAGCGUGGACAUCUACACGGACUACACGGGCGGCGGCGACGGCGAGAGCGCGCACGACGACCGCUCCGACGCGCGCCUGGCGCUCGUGCGCACCUUCGCCGACGAGCGCUGGUCGCGCGGCCGCUGCGUCACGUGCCUCGACUGGUCGGCCGUGCACCCCGAGCUCAUGCUGGCGUCCUACCACAACAGCGACGACGCGCCGCACGACCCCGACGGCGUGUGCCUCGUGUGGAACACCAAGUUCAAGAAGACCACGCCCGAGGACAUCUUCCACUGCCAGUCGCCCGUCAUGAGCGCCACCUUCGCGAGGUUCCAUCCGAAUCUCAUCCUGGGCGGCACGUACUCGGGGCAAAUCGUACUCUGGGACAACCGCGUGCAGAAGCGAACGCCAAUACAGCGCACGCCGCUGUCCUCACUCGCACACACCCAUCCAGUCUACUGCCUAUCCGUGGUAGGCAGCCAGAACGCCCACAAUCUGAUCUCGGUGUCGACGGACGGGCGCAUGUGCUCGUGGUCGCUGGACAUGCUGUCGCAGCCGCAGGAGACGCUGGAGCUGCAACACCGCCAGAGCAAGGCCGUGGCCGUCACGUGCAUGGACUUCCCGCACGCCGACGUCAACAACUUCGUGCUGGGCAGCGAGGACGGGAACAUCUACACCGGCUGCCGGCACGGGCAGCGCGCCGGCGUGUCGGACAGCGUGGAGGCGCACGCGGGCGCCGUGACGGCCGUGGCGUGCCACGCCGCGCCCGCCGCGCUCGACCUGGCGCACCUGUACCUGUCCGCCUCCGUCGACUGGAGCGUCAAGCUGUGGAGCACCAAGGAGAACAAGGCGCUGUACUCGUUCGAGGACAGCGGCGACUACGUGGCCGACGUGCGCUGGUCGCCCAUCCACCCCGCGCUGUUCGCCGCCGUCGACGCGGGCGGCCGCCUCGACCUGUGGAACCUGAACAGGGACACUGAGGUGCCGAUCGCGUCCGUCACGUCGGAGGGCGGCGCCGCCUUCAACCGCGUCUCCUGGAGCCCGAGCGGCCAGCACGUCACCGCCGGGGAUGACGCCGGCAAGAUAUGGGUCUACGAACUGGCAGAGAGCGUGGCGCAGCCGCGACACGACGAGUGGAGCAAGUUCGUGUACACGCUGCAAGAGCUGCGUAACAACCAGGCCGACGAGGAGACCGACCGCCUCAGCCUCGCCAGCGGGCCGCCGUCGCUCACCAGCCUCACCUCCAUGGCCAGCAACCCACUUAGAUAACUGAUGCAUUGGGAUAUUCGCUGCGGAUGGAAAUUGUAGGUUUAUGGAAAGGCUGGGCUUACGUCGUGACUGAAGGAAACUGUGGUGCAUAGAGUAUGAUUAGUUUUUAAAUGUUUCAUACCUAAUGUAUGGAUAAUGAGUUGGUUCACUAAGUUUCCUGGUGUCGAGUUUAUGAAGAGUAAGUUGAUUCCUGUAAAUUCUGGACACGGUUAUUCCGCUGCGGAUUUGUCGUCGAUAUCAUAUCGAAAAAAAUUAGCAAGAAAGUAUGAAAUAUAAAAAACAUAAGCACAAUAUUCAUUGCACUCAUAACUGAUAUUAAGAAAGCAGAUAUAUGUACUCCAAUAAAAUAUAAUUCGUGUCAUUCGUUUCCUAAUAAUUAUAUAAAUGUUUAAAUAACAUAGUGGUAGCAAAUGUUGAAAAUUAUAAUGGCUACCGUACUAUAUACCUAUACCUGAGUUAUUGCCUUAUUCGCAGUAAAAACUUUGUUGUUAAUGUUAGAUACAACUGCAGACUUGAUAAUAUUUAAAAAUAUUUUGGAGUUCUUGUAUAUGUAAAUAAUAUCAUCAAUCGUAGGCAUUAUAAACUAUUUCGAAAAGCAAUUUAGAAGUAUUCAUAACACAACAUAGAUAAUUCCAUUGCAAAGAAUCAGAACGAAAAUGGGUCACGUGUGAACUUCAAAUAUUCACAAACGGACCAUACAAUACACUGGGCAGCAACAAUAUUGCUUUAUCUGAAUGUUACAACGCAGCUUUAUAUCAACAAUUAUGAAAACAAUUGAUAUUAUUACAAAAAAUGUUAGAAUAGUAUAAAGAUGUAAUUAUUGUUACUUUUGCAUGAAUAACUCAUUAUUGUUAGUAUUAAACAAAUUAUAUUUAUUAAAGACUAUUCUUUAACAAGUUAAGCUUGUAUUCCUAGGUACCUAUGCAUUGUAAUAAAAAUAUGAAUAAAUAACAUUUGCUUUAAA